CCCCACCCGCGCGGAGCGAAAGAAGAGGCGGUUGUCAAGGCGACGUGGGUAGGAGGAGAAGAGGACGGAGGGAGGAGGAAGGAUGGGCGGCCUUGGCGUAGCCGCAGGGAGGUGACUGAAGCGAGCCCAGCCCCUUGCAUCCUCCCCCUGUGUACCUCCCUCCCCUUUUUUUCCGCCGGCUGCCAGCAGAAGCGGCGGCCGCAGCACCUGAGCCACUACUCCCGCUCACUCAGGACAACGCUAUGGCUGAGCCCGGGCACAGCCACCAGCCCUGUGCCAGAGGCAGGGGAAGGAAUGAGAGGCACACAUUCCGGCUUCUGCGGCUGCUGCUCUGGGCUGGGACCGCCUUCCAGGUGAUCCGGGGAACGGGACCGGAGCUUCACGCCUGCAAAGAGUCUGAGUACCACUAUGAGUACACCGCGUGUGACAGCACGGGUUCCAGGUGGAGGGUCGCCGUGCCGCACACCCCGGGCCUGUGCACCAGCCUCCCCGACCCCGUCAAGGGCACCGAGUGCUCCUUCUCUUGCAACGCCGGGGAGUUUCUGGACAUGAAGGACCAGUCCUGCAAGCCGUGCGCUGAGGGCCGCUACUCCCUGGGCACGGGCAUCCGGUUCGACGAGUGGGAUGAGCUGCCCCACGGCUUCGCCAGCCUCUCCGCCAACAUGGAGAUCGACGACAGCAUCUCUGAGUCCACCGAGAACUGCACUUCGUCCAAGUGGGUCCCCCAGGGUGACUACAUCGCCUCCAACACGGACGAAUGCACAGCCACGCUGAUGUACGCCGUCAACCUGAAGCAGUCCGGCACUGUUAACUUCGAAUACUACUACCCCGACUCCAGCAUCAUCUUCGAGUUUUUUGUUCAGAACGACCAGUGCCAGCCCAAUGCGGAUGACUCCAGGUGGAUGAAAACCACGGAGAAGGGAUGGGAAUUCCACAGUGUCGAGUUAAAUCGAGGCAAUAAUGUCCUCUAUUGGAGAACCACAGCCUUCUCGGUGUGGUCCAAAGUUUCCAAGCCUGUGCUGGUGAGAAACAUCGCCAUAACAGGGGUGGCCUACACUUCAGAAUGCUUCCCCUGCAAACCUGGCACAUAUGCAGCCAAGCAGGGCUCCUCUUUCUGCAAACUUUGCCAAGCCAACACUUAUUCAAAUAAAGGAGAAACUUCUUGCCAUGAGUGUGACCCUGACAAAUACUCAGAAAAAGGAUCCUCCUCCUGCAAAGUGCGCCCAGCCUGCACCGACAAAGAUUAUUUCUACACACACACAGCCUGCGAUGCCAACGGAGAGACGCAGCUCAUGUACAAAUGGGCCAAGCCAAAAAUCUGUGGCGAGGACCUUGAGGGGGCAGUGAAACUACCUGCCUCUGGCAUGAAGACCCGCUGCCCACCCUGCAACCCGGGCUUCUUCAAAACCAACAACAGCACCUGCGAGCCCUGCCCGUACGGCUCCUACUCCAACGGCUCCGAUUGUACCCACUGCCCAGCUGGGACUGAACCCGCGGUGGGAUUUGAAUACAAAUGGUGGAACACACUGCCCACGAACAUGGAAACGACUGUUCUCAGUGGGAUCAACUUUGAGUACAAGGGCAUGACAGGCUGGGAGGUGGCUGGUGAUUACAUUUAUACAGCUGUUGGAGCCUCAGACAAUGACUUCAUGAUUCUCACUCUGGUUGUGCCAGGAUAUAGACCUCCAGAGUCGGUGAUGGCAGACACAGAGAAUAAAGAGGUGGCCAGAAUCACAUUUGUCUUUGAGACCAUCUGUUCUGUGAACUGUGAGCUCUACUUCAUGGUGGGCAUGAAUUCUAGGACCAACACUCCCGUGGAGACGUGGAAAGGUUCCAAAGGCAAGCAGUCCUAUACCUACACCAUCGAGGAGAACGCCACCAUGAGCUUCACCUGGGCCUUCCAGAGGACCACUUUUCAUGAGGCAGGCAGGAAGUAUACCAAUGAUGUUGCCAAGAUCUACUCUAUCAACAUCACCAAUGUCAUGGAUGGGGUGGCCUCCUACUGCCGUCCCUGUGCCCUAGAAGCCUCUGACACGGGCUCCUCCUGCACUUCUUGUCCUGCUGGUUACUACAUUGACCGAGAUUCAGGAAUCUGCCAGUCCUGCCCCCCUAACACAAUCCUGAAAGCCCACCAGCCUUAUGGUGUCCAGGCCUGCGUGCCCUGUGGUCCAGGGACCAAGAGCAACAAGAUCCAUUCUCUGUGCUUCAACGACUGCACCUUCACACGCAACACCCCAUCCAGGACUUUCAACUACAACUUCUCCGCUUUGGCAAACACUGUCACUCUGGCUGGAGGGUCAAGCUUCACUUCUAAAGGGCUGAAAUAUUUCCAUCACUUUACCUUCAGUCUCUGCGGAAACCAGGGUAAGAAAAUGUCCGUGUGCACCGACAAUGUCACUGACCUCCGGAUUCCUGAGGGUGAGUCAGGGUUCUCCAAAUCCAUCUCGGCCUACGUCUGCCAGGCGGUCAUCAUCCCCCCAGAGGUGACAGGCUACAAGGCUGGGGUAUCCUCCCAGCCCGUGAGCCUCGCUGACCGACUUAUCGGGGUGACAACAGAUAUGACUCUGGAUGGAAUCACCUCCCCAGCCGAACUUUUCCACCCGGAGUCCUUGGGAAUACCGGACGUGAUCUUCUUUUAUAGGUCCAAUGAUGUGACCCAGUCCUGCAGUUCUGGGAGAUCAACCACCAUCCGUGUCAGAUGCAGUCCACAGAAAUCUGUCCCGGGAAGUCUGUCGCUGCCAAGCUCGUGCUCCGACGGGACCUGUGAUGGCUGCAACUUCCACUUCCUGUGGGAGACCGUGGCCGCUUGCCCACUCUGCUCAGUGGCUGACUACCACGCUAUCGUCAGCAGCUGUGUGGCUGGGAUUCAGAAGACUACUUAUGUGUGGCGAGAACCAAAGCUAUGCUCCGGUGGCAUCUCUCUGCCUGAGCAGAGAGUCACCAUCUGCAAAACGAUAGAUUUCUGGCUGAAAGUGGGCAUCUCUGCCGGCACCUGCACCGCCAUCCUGCUCACCGUCUUGACCUGCUACUUCUGGAAAAAGAAUCAAAAACUAGAGUACAAGUACUCCAAGCUGGUGAUGAAUGCUACCCUCAAAGACUGUGACCUGCCAGCAGCUGACAGCUGUGCCAUCAUGGAAGGCGAGGAUGUAGAAGAUGACCUCAUCUUUACUAGCAAGAAGUCACUCUUUGGGAAGAUCAAAUCAUUUACCUCCAAGAGGACUCCUGAUGGAUUCGACUCGGUGCCACUGAAGACAUCCUCAGGAGGCCCAGACAUGGACCUGUGAAAGGCACCGCCCUCCUCACCUUGGCACGUCACCUUGCAAGCUUGUGGCGAUUUGGGUGCCUGCAGCCUGCAACACCCACUGCUGGAAAACUCUUCAUUGUGGCCUUAUCAGAAGAAUUUUGAAUUUCAGAUAUUUGGUUUUUUUUAUAGAGUACCCAAACUCUCCUUUCUGCUUGCCUCCAACCUGCCAAAUAUACACACUUUAUUUGUAAAUUAUUCCCAUGCUUGCAUUUUGUUUCCCAAAAUGGCCCAUCCGCCAGAGCCAUAGCUUUGUCUGACCAAAAUUCUUACAGCUCUGAAUUCUCUCCUAAGUAUAGAAACUACUUUCUCUGUCCUCUUAUUUAAGGGCAGAAACAUCUGGGGGUUUGCUGACCGUUAUGCCCUCAGCUCAUGAUCUCUUUGGGAGAGAGGCUGGGGGGGGAUCGGGGUUCCCUGAUGGACAGUCUUCAUGGUAGCCGGGAUUCACUUCUCCUGGAUAGCCAGCUAGAACUGAGAUAAUGGGUAGUCUGAGGGCAAGGUGAGUAAGGCCUUGCUAAGCACAAGAGAGGCACUAAGGGGUUUUUGUUUUUUAAACUAGAUACCUCAUUCCCUCCUCUUAAGUAAGUGAUAAAUAUUCUCACUGAAGCCAAAGGAAAAAGUUCAUCAAGGAAAUGCCCAAAGCCCUGGUGGAUCUGUUCUCUUGAUUUUCUUUUCACCUCCCACUCUCUCCCUGUGACAAUAAAGAGAACCAGGUAAGCUCCAAGCCCAAAGCUCCAAACCCAGAACCAGGUAAGCUCCAAAUCUAGUUUUAUCCUCUGUUGGCUUUUACCCAUAGAGAGAGCAAAUCCCUACAAAUGAGGAAAAUUCUCCACCCUUGAGUGCCCUAGCCCUAGAGGCUUGGCCAGGGGUAUCUUCUUUCAAAAGAGCACAGGGAGGCCAGGUUUUAACGGGGCCAUCCUGGGGAAUCCAGUCCACAAUGGCAUGGGACUGAGGUGGCCUUGAUGCCUGCUUCCAAGCUUAAUUUACCUGCUCAGCCACAGAAUAAUGUCUAGGCUGGUCAAAAAAUGAAUUGAAUUCCAGGGCUAUACCCCAGUGGCAGAAUCAGACCAGUCUUCACAGAGGGAAGGCUAGGAGGGAAGGCUAGGAGGGAAGGCUAGGAGAGUUUAACAAGGUAUUUACCUAACCAGGAUAUUUCUUUUUCAAGCUCGUUUCUUUCCCUUUUUCAAAUUUUCAUUUCCUUUGUGUGCUAAAAAAACUAAAAAGACCAUGGGUCCUAAUUUCCGGCAACAUUCCUUCCUCAAAAGGUGAGUAGAGUGGGUGUCCUCUGUGCCUCUUUCCCCCACUUUUACACCAACUAUAAUUGGUGAACUUUAAGUACCUAGAAUGGUAAAACCAGAGCAAGACUUUAAAUUACCUUCUUCCUUCUACCACUGGCAGUUCUCCCUCCCUAUCAGCCUAGGGAUGACCAGCCCUGGUCAAGCCCAGUUGCCCGUGGUUUGUGCCUGUGCCCCUUCUCCAGUGACCAUGUGGUGACUAAAUGGUAGAUAUAGAAAUAGUUCGCUCCUCUGAAGAGCCACUGCUGUCCUGGCAAUGGUCUUAUAAGAGCCAGUGAGAACUGGAGCCAUGUGGCAACUUCUGGCCAUCAACAACAUUGGUGAUAGCAAGGAGUUCCUUUGGUUCAAUAAAUCUAGAAGGUUUCCUUUGGGUAUUCAAAUGAUCCCUCCUUUUGUGGGAGUCAGGCUUUCAGAACCUGUGGCCAUGUAGGAAUCUCCCCCAGUAGAUGCAGAUAUGUAGCUCCUGAGCCCCAGCCCAAAGUCUUCUGUAGCCCCGGCAACACCUGGGCAUCUGCCUUCUCACUGAAAAACUUUAUUUUGUGAUAAAAGCCACAGAAGGUCCUUAGAUUAUUCUGGGAACAGUAGGAAAAAAUACCGCUUUGACUUCUUUAUUCUGACUCCUCUGGUUCAGUCCUAAUACCUUAAGGAUCUCCUCUCUACCACCCUUCACUGUGCUGACUCUGACAGGCCUGCCCUGGACCUUGUCAGGAGCUCCUGAGUUAAGCUACUUGCAACUCGGGCAAGUCAGAUUUUUUUUUUUUAACAACUUUAUUGAGGUGUAAUUCACACACCAUUCAAUUUACCCAUUUAAAACAUACAAUUCAAAGGCUUUUAGUAUACUCACAGAGUUGUGCAUCC
Messenger RNA from Microcebus murinus (gray mouse lemur), 5454 nucleotides. It is a transcript of the gene ELAPOR1, whose product is annotated as endosome-lysosome associated apoptosis and autophagy regulator 1. Gene Ontology annotation, cellular component: extracellular exosome; plasma membrane; lysosome. Lineage: Eukaryota; Metazoa; Chordata; Mammalia; Primates; Cheirogaleidae. The record is from RefSeq and is a predicted model, not a curated record. Gene Ontology annotation, biological process: positive regulation of vacuole organization; autophagosome assembly.